CUCAGAUUCAUCCGCCGGCGUAUUUCCCCUCAGGACAACGGUCAUCGCGAAGCUUCAGACGAGGACCUGCUCGUUUUAUUAAUUACCAUUCUGCUAAAAGUAGUUAAUUUGUCUCCAUAUUUUCAAAAGGAAUAAAACUAAUUUUGUAUAAAAAUAAAUCAAACGGUUAAAUUUUGAUGUUACAUCGAGAGGGAGUGAUUAGGAUGGCUCCGAUGGAAACCGUUGCACCUCUCUAUGAUCAUGGACUCUGAGAACAAUGUCCUGUCGAAGGAAUACUUCAAGAUGAUGACGGAUAUGAUCGUGCUGUGCAUCACCCUGGCGCUGUCGCUGUCCUUCUGGAUCGUCUCGGUCACCAUGAGCGCCGUGUCCGGGAACCUGCAGCCGGUGUCACCAUGGCGAUGGUUGUUCUCCAUCUUGGUUCCCCUCAUGCUGACGAGCCGAGCGCUGAAGAGACGCAGCCUGGACCGGUCCGGAGCGCUGGGCGCUCUCCUGGUGGGCUUCGUGCUGACGAUGGCCAACCUGAGCUUCUUCUCCGCCCUGCUGGCAUUCUUCUUCACCUCCAGCCGGCUCACCCGGUGGGGCGCCGAGAAGAAGAAGAAGAUAGACGCCGAGUAUAAAGAAGGCGGUCAGAGGAACUGGGUCCAGGUUUUCUGUAACGGCGGCGUUCCUACUGAGCUGGCGCUGCUCUACAUGAUCGAGGUCGGCCCUGGAGAGAUUCCGAUCGACUUCGGGAAGCAGUACUCGGCCUCCUGGAUGUGCCUGUCGCUGCUGGGCGCGCUCGCCUGCAGCGCCGGCGACACCUGGGCGUCGGAGGUGGGGCCGGUCCUCAGCCAAUCACAGCCCAGACUCAUAACCACCUGGAAGGAAGUCCCAGCAGGAACUAACGGAGGCGUGACUCCGGUGGGACUGGCGGCCAGCUUCCUGGGCGGGGCCACGGUGGGCGUGGCCUACUUUGUGACGCAGCUCCUGGUGGUGGGUGACCUGCAGCUGGCCGACCCGCAGUGGCCCGUGGUUCUGUACGGCGGCGUGGCGGGGCUGCUGGGCUCCAUGCUGGACUCUCUGCUGGGCGCUCACAUGCAGUACUCAGGCUUCGACUCCAGCAUCGGGAAGGUGGUGAGCUACGAGUCGGCCACCACCAGGCGGAUCUGCGGGAAGCCCAUCAUGGACAACAACGCCGUGAACCUGUUCUCCUCGGUGCUGGUGGCGCUCUUCCUGCCGGGCCUGGCCUGGGGCCUGUGGCCCCGGUAGGCCGAGGAUACGGACUGUGCGUUUCUGAUCAUGAGGAUUAGCAUCAUCGUUUGGUAAAUUCAUUCCUACAACCUGCAGAGAAACGAUUCAAUCAUUGACGUCACAAAACGAGUUAAAAUCACUGAGUUUAAUAAACUACUGAUCAUUCUUUGUAAAUCUGCUCCGACUCUCUGAUUAAAUCUUUCACAGCUUUC
Molecule: messenger RNA, 1442 nt
Organism: Poecilia latipinna (sailfin molly)
Lineage: Eukaryota; Metazoa; Chordata; Actinopteri; Cyprinodontiformes; Poeciliidae
Gene: tmem19
Product: transmembrane protein 19
Exons: 8
Coding region: 235-1248 (337 amino acids)
Cellular component (GO): membrane
Source: RefSeq, a predicted model, not a curated record